AUAUGGGCAAAUCCGAAAGCCAAAUGGAUAUCAUGGAGAAAACUAGCAAACCAGGAAAACGUCGCUGGACUGUUGCAGAAAUCAGUCUGUCUGUCCUGCUGCUGUUGGUCAGCUGUGCCUUCGGGCUGGUUGUCCUCUACACAUCAGCUGUGAAAGAACAAUCAAACAGGCCAAGCAUGUCCAGAAGCUCGACAGGUGAUGGACAGCUGUCUUGCUCCAGUGCCAACAAUGUAUGUACAACAUCUGACUGUGUGACUGCAGCUGCUCGGCUCUUGCAGAACAUGGAUAAAUCCAUAAAUCCUUGUGAUAAUUUCUAUCAGUACGCCUGCGGGGGCUGGCUGGAGAGACAUGUCAUCCCGGAGACAAGCUCCCGUCACAGUGUCUUUGACAUUCUGAGGGACAAGCUGGAGAUUGUCCUCAAAGGUGUUCUUGAGACGGCGAGAGAACAGGACAGGGAUGCCAUCAAGAAGGCGAAAGUCCUCUAUGGCUCCUGCAUAAAUGAAAGCCUCAUCGAACAGCGUGACUCGCAGCCCCUGCUGAAGCUCAUUGACAGUAUUGGCGGCUGGCCUGUGGCUUCAGAGGACUGGAACGCCACAGCAGAGGAAGAGUGGAGCCUUGAGGACACUCUGGCCAUGCUUACAGCUCGUUUCAACAAGAAGGCUGUUCUGGACAUGUACGUGUGGACAGACGACCGGGACUCUCAGAAGCACAUCAUAUAUAUAGAUCAGCCAGGACUCGGGAUGCCAUCUAGAGAUUAUUACUUUAACGAUGGAAACUUUAAAAAGGUUCGGGAUGCCUAUUUACAGUUCAUGGUUUCUAUUGCCAAAAUCACAAGAGAAGACAGAAACCUAACUCAGGACGAUGACAAGGUGUGGGAGGAGAUGAUGCAAGUGCUGGAGCUGGAGACAGACAUCGCUAAUGCUACAUCACCGGCAGAGGAGCGCCAAGAUGUCACUGUUCUCUACAGCAAGAUGACACUCGGUGAACUACAGAGUACUUUCAGCUUUAAUGAUUUUAACUGGACCCGAUUCAUCCGAGGUGUGAUGUCAAGUGUCUCCAUCGAUGUCCAGCUGGAGGAGGAGGUGGUGGUGUACAGCACUCCCUAUCUAGAGAAGAUGAAUGACGUUCUGUCCAGACACAGUGUUCGAACUAUGCAGAACUACCUCACUUGGCAGCUCAUUAUUGACAGGGUUAAUAGCUUGAGCCGGCGCUUCAAAGAUGCCCGGGCCCGUUACCGAAAGGCUCUUUACGGAACUACUGUGGAGGAUGCCUGGUGGCGAGACUGUGUCCGAUAUGUUCAGAGCAGUAUGGAGAAUGCAGUUGGAGCCUUGUAUGUGCGUGAGACAUUUGCAGGGGAGAGUAAACGAAUGGUGAGUGACCUGAUUGGUAAAAUCCAGAAAGCUUUUGUGGAAACGCUGGAGGAGCUGAGCUGGAUGGAUGCUUCCUCAAAGGAGAAGGCCAGAGAAAAGGCAAUGGCAAUCAAGGAGCAUAUAGGCUAUCCAGCUUACAUACUGGAGGAAAAAAAUCCUAAAUUAGACCAGGAGUAUGCUAAUCUGAAUUUCAGUGAAGAAAAUUAUUUUGAGAACAUCCUGGAGAACCUGAUGUCCGAAGCACACAAGAGUCUGAAGAAGCUCAGAGAGCCUGUGGAUCCAGAUCAGUGGAUCAUUGGUGCUGCUGUAGUGAAUGCUUUCUACUCACCAAACAGAAACCAGAUAGUGUUUCCUGCAGGAAUUCUGCAGCCGCCUUUCUUCAGUAAACAUCAACAACAGGCCCUUAACUUUGGAGGUAUAGGAAUGGUCAUUGGACAUGAGAUCACACAUGGAUUUGAUGACAAUGGGCGUAACUUCGACAAGGAUGGUAACAUGCUAAACUGGUGGAGUAAUUACUCAGCCGAGCACUUUAAAGAGCAGUCACAGUGUAUGGUGCAACAAUAUGGCGACUUCGUCUGGAAACUCGCAGGUGGACAAAAUGUCAGUGGAAUCAGUACUUUGGGGGAGAAUAUUGCAGACAAUGGAGGGGUUCGUCAGGCAUAUAAAGCUUACCUACAGUGGGUGGACAUGGAGGGGGAGGAACUUCAGCUACCUGGUCUGGACAUGGAUCACAAACAACUGUUUUUUCUAAACUUUGCCCAAGUGUGGUGUGGUGCUUAUCGACCUGAGUACGCCAGCCAGUCUAUCAAAACUGACUCACAUAGUCCUUUAGAAUACAGGGUCCUUGGAUCGCUCCAGAACUUUGAAGCUUUCUCAGAAGCUUUUCAGUGCCCAAAGGGCAGUCUGAUGAAUCCUGAGCAGAAGUGUCGUGUCUGGUAGAUCUUCUUCUUUUAAAAAUGGGCAAUUCUAAUCAAAUAGAUGUUCCUUUGUAAAUCCAGAGAUAUCUUGCUGAGAUAUUUGGUGCAGGGUGAUGACACAAACCUUCACAUUCACUGUUGAUAGCAACUGGAACUCAUCUACAAGUCAUCUCAUGACUUUUAUGACAUUUUUGUCCAACAACGGACAAAGACGUGGGAACAAAUGAAAAUCUUGAGGGAAAAUUAAAGCGACAUGUCUGGCUCUAAAUGCUUUUCUAGCCUUUGACUAGACAUUAAGAAAACCUCUUUCGUAAAUGUUUGAGAUUUAUCUGCCGAUCCGCUCUGCUUGGGUUUAUUUGAAACUGUAGUCACUCCAGAAGGAAAACUAGAGAACUAAAUAAAACUCUUAGUGUUGAAUAUAAAAUAAAUAAGGGGAUCUUCACUGAAAUCAAGCUACACUGAAUUAGUCACACUCUGUUGUGUUAAAGUAAAUUACCUGAUGACUUUAAGACUGUUAAAUCUUUGCAGCUUUAAGCUUGAAUUGACAUUCAUAGAGAGACGUGACUUUCCAUAUUUUUACACUAACCGAGGUAGGAAAUAUUCAACAUUUACAAAGCUGUGAUUGGCUUUUGCGUUCUUUCAAAGGUUGUUUCUUUACCAUUUUCUGUGAAUGAUUGUUAUUCAAUAUGAGCUGCAGAAUUCGGCACGUUCUCAUGAAAAUUCAUUGUUAGAAAAAUUGGUUUUGUAGAGUUUCGUUGUCCAGCCCCUGCUAAAGGCAGAGUCAUGUGUUUUCGUCAGCUGGAUUGAUGCUUUCUCUUUUUUGACACAGUUUUCAAAUGGGGCUGAGCAACCAGAGAAUCGGACCACGAUUAUGACAUGUAUGGUUUUAAAUUGUUCAAAUUGUGUUUAAUUGGUUGGGGGAAAAAAACCUCUUUUCAUUCCUAUCGGGUCCAUUGUUAGAAAACUCAAAGUUGACAUGAAUUUUAGUUUCAAGCCAAUUAAAUGCAAGGAAAUAGAAGCCUGUUCAGUACGCUUGUACAUCGGAAAGGAGAGGCUAAUGAAGAUCUUUCCCUUAUGAUCUUGCACUGAUCAGUGAUCUGUAAGAUAAAAGGUUCGGAAAAAAUAAAAAAGAUAAAAGGUUUGGUGCGGAGAGCUGAAGUGAGGUUACCGCUGUAGCUAAUCCACAAGCCCACGGGCAGAAAUACUGGAGUUUGCUCUCAUGAACCAGAUGACUUGGGCCAGGACUUUACUUACAACCUUAACAGGUGCUGGGAGAAUCAAAGCAGAGCGGACCUCUUAAGAGCAGGUAGGAGAUGCUGAUUGAGGAGGGCAGAGAAAUCCUAACGGACAGCUGAUUUGAAUAUUUAUGCCUUGGUAAACUGAACACGACUGUUAGGUCUCAACAGAGGCUGCUUAACCGAAUGUGUAUGAUGCUCUUUAGCCUGUCUCUUAGUCUUCACCUUUUGGCAAGUACUGUUGUGAAAUGCACGAUGACAUUAAAACUGUUUUCCCCGUAAAAUAGGAGCUGAUAGUUUGCCUCAGUCGUAAACAUACGUUUGACAUUUGGGAAAUACACUCCAAUAAUAGAAAGUAAUGUUAGAAAAGAGACUCUCAAGCUGUCAAACAUGUCGGAUAACUCAUUUUAUCUGAAUUUACUAAAUAAAAAGGUUAAAAAAAAUUUAAAAAACAGGCUUACUAGAGGGAACUAUUAGGACAUGUGUUUGUUUUUUUAUUUACUAGCCUUGUGACGGUCGAUGCUUAUAUUGAAAAAAAUAGAAAUGAAUGAAUAACUGUUCUCCAUGUUCUCCAGUCAGAUGAUGUUCUUCAGGGUUCUCCAGACCCAGUCGUUUUAUUACUGUGUUUUAUUGUGACGGCAAUAAUUCCCAGCGGCUGACAUUUUACAGUGUGCAAAUGCAAACAAAAUAGAAGUUAAUAUAUAUAUUUUUUUCAUUUGAUAUUUAUCAGUGGAUAAUUAAGCACAUGAUUAUGCACUUAAUUAUUCACCCAAUAAAUCUCAGAAAGUAAUCAUUGGAUGUGCAUCUGCAGCUGAUUAGCCUUUGUUGUGAGAUUGAUUAAAGAUGGCCGUCACAGCAACGACACGUUAGCGGACGCAUAAAUUAUUGUGACUCAGUCAAUUUCACAGAUAUGGAGCUUACAUUUGGUGACUGUAGCUGGCAGUCGUUCAUAACACAUACCUCAGAUACAAACAAUUUACUUGAUGUCCUGCUGAGUUGUGUGAAAUCAUAUGUCGUUUUUUAAGAUUUGUCAUAAAAAUGAUCUCAAGCUGUGUUUUUACAAUACGAGUCCUGGGAAAUUUCUGGGAGGGGAAGGGUUACAAAUUCAAAGUCAACUUAAACACACUUAAGUAAUCCCAGAGGGAAAUUAAGUAAAUUAGUUAAUUAGGUUACAGAAAAAAUCUGAUGGCUCUGAAUUCUCAGUCGGUGUGUCUCCAUACCAAAUCGACCCUUUCAAGACUUUGUGUUCAGCAUAUCGCAACUGAUUUGGCAAUGAGUGAUGUCACUGAUCAGCACCAAAAGGUGUCAACGAAAGUGGAGUACUUUGAAAGUUUUAUUUUGUUAAAGCAGACCAUAAUUUAAUCCACCCGUGGGACCAGGAGAGUUGCUCACCUUUUUUUAAACCAAAGAACUGCAUCUGUUGUGCCAAUUGUGUAAUACAGACAAUAACAAUAUGUUAUAAAUAUUAUAAAUAAGCAUUAGCGUUGCACUCAGCACUAUAGAGAUCAAACCAAAUAAAGGUGUUAUUCUUAUAAAUGGCUCACUGAGCCAUAAUUCACAUGUGUAGCUAAUCUGGUUAAAUUGGAGGAAGUUAAAAACUCACAAAUUUAAAUAAAUCUAAACAGGAAUGUAUUUGUGCAUAAGACCUUUAAUGCAUACCUGAAUCACGUAACAUCAACAGCUUAGCUUAGCUGUGAGGCAGCUGACGUCUUCUUUUUUCUGUUUUUGUUAUCUUUAAUGUGGGGUGUUGUCAUUUUUGCAUGGUACCAUUACCUAGGGCAGCAUACGUGUAUGGUUUGUUACAACAUAUGACCUAACAAAUCAUCUGGAGUUCUGUUGCUCAACACCACUGGUGACCUACUGUAUAUACAGGCAAUGCCUCGCCCCGUUUAGCCUUUGAGCUUCUCACCUUCAUCCACUGGUUCCACUAAACGCUACUUUGAUCUGACGGAUUGAAGUUGGUCUGCGUUUGCGGACAGAUGCUCAAACCAUUAUUUUCAAGCUUCUGCUCAAUUUCAGAUACAGGAAAACUUCUUGGAUAAUUUAGGACUUAGAUUUUGGCAGCAGGCAGGCAAAAAUAAUGAUGAAACCUCGUAAAACACGGUCAUGGUAAAGACACUAUCUGGUAAGUGCAGGAAAUCAAAACACACUGAGGUCAGCUAAAAUAGCUCGUAAGACAAUUUGACAUGAAAGUUUUUUUGAGUAAAACCAACAGGUCAUUGUUGCAAGACCUGAAAAAAAAAAACUGAAAUGUUAGACGUAUUUCACACAGUCGGACAAUACAGGUGUUUUAUCAAGGGCUGCAUUCCAUUUAGAAGUUCAGCUCACACGCAUUUUUACAGAACAACCAGCAUGAUGAGCUGCAGAAGUGGAAUGCAGCCUUUCUUGCAAGCAUACAUGUGUGCUGUCAUUUCCUUGUAUUCAGCCUUUGUGCUAAGCUAGUCUACAAGUUAAGCUACCAGCUAAAUGAGCUCUUUCCUGUGAACAAAGAAGAGUAUUUCCCAAAAGGGUCAAACUGUGUGAACACACCUUUAUGGUGACUGGAGAUGAGAACCACUGGAAGUUAAGAUGUAAAUCAAAAUGCAAUAUUGAGCAUCACUUUAUAGCCUCUUGUAACACUGCAGCUGUUGUUAACUGAACACAAAAGUUAUACAAAAAUAAAAUGUGUGAUUGUAUAUUGUGCAGAAAAUUUGGUAGAAAAAAAAUCAGGUAGGAAAAUGCGCUUACCUUAGUCACAUUUAUUUCAAUUGUGAAACUGUGUUGUUCUAAAGUUACCAAACAACUAACAAACUUUUUUAUAUAUAUUUACUUAACAUGAUUCACCUGUAAACACACCAGAAGAGUUUAUUUAAAUAAAAAUGUAUCAAGUAAAAAUGUUGCUUUGUGAGAAUUCACAUGUUAAAGAUGUUUCUAUGAAUGUUCCUGCUGCUAUGUAAUUAUCUAGACUGCUAUUUUUGUGACUCAGAUCUGUAAUUAUUGCUAUUAAAGUGACUGUCUGGA
Nothobranchius furzeri (turquoise killifish) is the source of this 6522-nucleotide messenger RNA. RefSeq names its product membrane metallo-endopeptidase-like 1 (gene mmel1). The record is from RefSeq and is a predicted model, not a curated record. Gene Ontology annotation, molecular function: metalloendopeptidase activity. Gene Ontology annotation, cellular component: plasma membrane. NCBI's taxonomy places the organism in Eukaryota, Metazoa, Chordata, Actinopteri, Cyprinodontiformes, Nothobranchiidae. Gene Ontology annotation, biological process: protein processing.